Penaeus monodon (black tiger shrimp) is the source of this 1152-nucleotide messenger RNA. RefSeq names its product serine/threonine-protein phosphatase 5-like (gene PpD3). Gene Ontology annotation, cellular component: nucleus; cytosol. The record is from RefSeq and is a predicted model, not a curated record. Gene Ontology annotation, molecular function: protein serine/threonine phosphatase activity; protein binding. Lineage: Eukaryota; Metazoa; Arthropoda; Malacostraca; Decapoda; Penaeidae.
GUGAAAGCUCAUUGUAAACAUUGCCUGGCGCUGCUUAAAGAUCACGCUUCUUCAAGUUUGAGAAAAUGUCGGAAAUAUCAGAAGAAAACAUUAAGAAAGCAGAAGAAAUUAAAAGCGAAGCCAAUGAGUAUUUUAAAAAACAGCAGUAUGACAAGGCCAUAGAACUUUAUACAGAGGCGAUAGAACUGAACAACACUGUAGCUGUCUAUUAUGGAAAUCGCAGCUUUGCAUACUUGCGUACAGAAUGUUUUGGCUAUGCUCUUCAGGAUGCUUCCAAGGCCUUGGAACUUGAUAAAAACUAUGUUAAGGGUUACUAUAGAAGAGCUUCAGCUUACAUGUCACUUGGAAAAUUUAAGCUUGCCCUUAAGGAUUAUGAAACAGUUACAAAAACACGUCCAAAUGAUAGAGAUGCAAAGGUGAAAUACAACGAAUGCCAGAAAGUUGUCAAGAUGCUCAUGUUCCAGAAGGCCAUUGCUGUGGAUGAUGAUAAAAAAUCUAUUGCAGAAGCUAUAAACUUGGAAUCUAUGGUCAUAGAAGAUGAUUAUGUUGGACCAAGACUUGAGGAUGGAAAGGUGACUGAACAUUUUAUGAAAGAAUUAAUGGAAUAUUAUAAAGCUCAGAAGAAACUCCAUCGGCGAUAUGCAUACAAGAUAUUGCUAGAUGUGAAAGAACACUUGAUGAAGCAGCCAACAUUGGUUGAUGUCACCAUUCCUGAUGAUGCGAAGUUCACUGUGUGUGGUGACAUUCAUGGCCAGUACUACGAUCUCAUGAACAUUUUUGAACUGAAUGGUCUACCAUCAACCACAAAUCCCUAUCUGUUUAAUGGAGACUUUGUUGAUAGGGGUUCAUUUUCUGUUGAAUGUAUAUUUGUAUUAUUUGGUUAUAAGCUACUCCUACCUAACCAUUUCUUCAUGUCUAGAGGAAAUCAUGAAAGUGUAACUAUGAAUCAGAUGUAUGGGUUUGAAGGAGAAGUUAAGGCUAAAUACACAGCACAGAUGGCAGAACUCUUCACUGAAGUAUACAACUGGCUGCCUCUUUGUCACUGCUUGAAUUCCAGGGUUUUGGUGAUGCAUGGGGGCCUGUUUUCCUCAGACAAUGUAACUUUAGAUGAUAUCAAAGCCACAGACAGGAACCGACAGCCUCCAGAAGAAG